Molecule: messenger RNA, 1131 nt
Organism: Folsomia candida
Lineage: Eukaryota; Metazoa; Arthropoda; Collembola; Entomobryomorpha; Isotomidae
Product: phospholipase A1 member A
Exons: 5
Coding region: 221-1057 (278 amino acids)
Molecular function (GO): lipase activity
Source: RefSeq, a predicted model, not a curated record
UUUAAGAAGUCCAAAAUCAUUGAGAAAUUGUCAUUCUCGACAACAGUAUAAAUUCUUGUUCAUUAAUAUUAUCACAUUUUUCUUAUUGAUCUCAAAUAAUGUACAAGUCCACGGUCAACCUCAUGUGUCACUUAUCGACACAGACGUUCGUCGUAUUAAGUUUUAUUUGUUCCCAAAAGCACACGACCUCCAGUAUAAAGAAGAAUUGCUGUUUGGUGAUAUGAAUUCCGUGCGGAAAAGUUCCUUCCGACCAAAUAUCCUCACCUGUUUCUUAACUCAUGGCUUUCUUGACGAUUAUAAAGGACUCGAAGCUAUUAAGGAUGCUUAUCUAAAGCAGGGCUUCCAAGCCAACAUUAUCGUGAUGGAUUGGUCCGCCUUGUCACAACCUCGUUUCCCGAAAAAUUUUGUUGAACUGUUUGGAAUAUUGUUCAGCUACAAAGACGUCUUAAACAACCUUGAACCCAUUGCAAUGAGGAUCGCCAUGUUUAUUCAAAUGUUAGUUCACAACAAUAUCGCCACAUUGAACAAACUGCAUCUCAUCGGACACUCCUUAGGCGCCCACAUUUCCGGAAAUGUUGGAAAACAUAUUCGAACACAGUUAUUUCCAGGAAUGAAAGCAGAGCGAGUCACAGGAUUAGACCCGGCAGGACCUGCUUUUGUGCCACCUUUGCUUGGACCAGUGAUACCAAUGGAUCCAGCAGACGCUAAUUUCGUCGACUCAAUUCACAGUGACGCUGAUUUAAAUGGAAUCCCGAUUGACGACGGCAUUGUAGACUUUUUUCCAAAUGGAGGUCAGGAUCAACCGGGAUGCUUUCCAAUAUCUGAUUGUAGCCACAAGUAUGCUAUCAACAUAUACGCGGCAUCAGUCAGCAAGAAGUAUGUUGGGUGUCAGUGCGAUAUCCACUUCCUGAGUACUCCAGCCUUGGGUAGUUUCUCCUUGGGAAGUAUCACGCUGGAUAGGUGUCUGCUACCCUGUAUAUAUCCGACCUACCUGGGACCUUACUGUUCUCAUGAGGCAAAAGGUGACUUUUAUCUAAAAGCUCCAAAUCCACCGUGAGAAGUUGAGUGGUUGUGGUUCUUACUUUUGUAAAUGAAACUACAUUAUUUAUGAAAGCUACUGGUUCAAUAAAG